UUAUGCCCCAGCCCUUAAUUAUACAGUUCGAGAUUGGACAUUUUAAUGCAUUUUCUGUAAUUCACAUGUGUUCCUUACAUUCUGAGACCGACAUGGCGUUUUUUAAAAUAACAGUUAAGGAGAAAAACGACUUUGUUUGCCACUUGUCUGUCUGUUUUUGUAACCCACUGGCACGCGAUCUACUAGGUAGCCGAAGGUUCUCUAGAAUAAGUUACCGUUGCUUACCACUUCGAUGUUGAUCACUCAAUCGCGAAAAUGCCUAAACUUUGGCUGCAUAAACAGACACCUUCUGUCUUCUCCUUCCCUAAGGACGCAGCCAUGAGGAAACAACACAAUUGAUACACCAUGAAUCUGAACGACUUUGUGAUCCUUCCUAACAAGCCCAAGUCUGUGAAGUUAAAUACAAGAAACCUGCGGGAGCUGCGCAUGGAGACGGUGCAGCUGGCCCAGGAGAGCACGGCCAUGGAGAGCAGGCUGCAGCAGCUCAGGGAGAGCAUGAGCCGAGAGAAGGAGGAGAGAGAGAGGUCUGGGGGAUUCCGCUGGAAGUCUGGAAAGGCGGGCGCCCUCACCGGCCCUGCCGCCCGGAGGAACCGUGAGAACGCCGCGCCAAAGGUCCCAGGGGCAAAGGUGAAGAUCCGAGUGCUCCGAGACGAGCCGUUGGCAGAGCCCCGGCGGCCAGUUGAGAGACCUAACCGGCCAGUUGAGCAGGCAUCCAGUAGAAGACCUCGACUCAAGGGGAGAGUGUGUGGGCAGUGUGAAGACAGGGCAGCUGGUUUGAUGUGCGCUGAAUGCGGAGAGGAUUACUGCAUCGGCUGCUUUGCCAGGUUCCACCAGAAGGGGGCACUGAAGCUCCACAGAAUGAUCCCCAUCCAGGCAGAGGUGCAGACGUCAGUCAGCGCUCUGGAUGUGGUCCACCGCUUCAAGCAGCAGGUGAGCCCGAAGGCAGCACAGCCCACUAGCGCCCCCAUUGGACAGGGGAAGAAGGAGCCUGCCAUCUGGACGUACUGUGGAGAAAGAGAGCCAGCUGUCAAUCACAUGGUGCCUGCGUGGAGUCACGAGGUGAGGACAGCGAGUGAGGAGGAGGAGGAGGAGGAGGAGGAGGAGGAGUGGGCCGAGGAGGCGGUCAGUGGCGUCGCUGCCGGAGGCUCCUCGCUGCUGAGGGGCCACUUUGACGAGGAGGCGUCGGCGCGCUCCUUCCAGCAGGCUCUGCGGCGGUGGAGGGGGGAGGAGGGAGGAGACGCGGCGGACACACCACAGCAGGUGCAGGCCCACCGGCCACACUCAGCAGCACUGCCAGUGUCGACGGAGGCCACUGGGACUCAGGCAGACCUUCAAUCCAAGACUCUUCAGCCCAUUCAUGUGGAGUUCACGGAGCCGGGGCUGUGCUACUUGGACAAGCUCCUGAUCAAGAAACACCGCCGAAUGCCAAUCGAAGAGUAUCGACCGCUCUCCAGCGAAGCCUCCACUCAGGAGCGCUUGACACCCUCAAGCACAGAGACUGAUGGGGAGAGCCACAGGCUGACAGAGGAAGAGAAGGAGCUGCGGAAGUACCUCGCCACCCUGUUCACUGUCCCACCUGCAGGGGGCGUCAGAGAGCCCCACUCCCCCACCAAGCCCUCCCUGAGCAUUGUGGAGAUGGCCCAGACAGUGUGCGACGCUGUGGGUACCUCUGCCUUUGGAGUGGAGCAGCGCGGAGCGAACACAAAGUUGGACGGAGGUAGAGAGAGUGUGAGCGAGCGGGGGAAGAGUGAGGAGAGGAGGAGUGUGGGCACUCGAUCUUCAGCAUCGCCUUCGUCGCCUCGGCUGCCUGCGUCGCCGGGGCCAUGCUUCUCCCCUGGAGGUGGGUCAUCCAUCUCAUCUGACCAGAGCCCGACUCCGCCUCCAGGGCCCGCACCGAGAGCUGCUCUGCGGCCGACGCGCUCACCUGCGGCCAGCCGGCCUUCUCCUCGGCCUGCCUCUGGGCAGUCAGCAGCAUCGUCAGGCCAGCGCUUCACCAAGUCACCAAGGAGCAGAGGGUCAUGCAGCCCAAAGACCGACCGCAUGAAAACAUCCUCAAUGGAGUCCAAAACUCCGUCCCCGAGAAGCAGACCAGCAUCCUCCUCACAAGGUCUCGGUGUGACCCCUUCACCUCCUCACCCCCUCCAGACGCCCUCGUCCUCAGAACCUCAGUCACCCGCGCCCCUGUGCACCCCCGGACCAUCUUGUCCGUCCAGUCCAGGCUCCAGGACAUCUGCCCAGCCCUCCACACCUGGAUCUACAGUGGAGGCUUCACCCCCAUCAUCCAGGAUGGAGGCUACUCCACACCCCACCCAUGACAGCACCCCUCCACAGACCCCCUACUCCUUAACACCUGUCAACACAUCAACCCACCCUCAGCUGAUCCCUCCACCCCACCUGCACACAGCCACCAGCUACCAGAUUCGGAGGAGGAGGAGGAGGAGGAGGAGGAGGAGAGGGAGGACUGGAAGGGCAGUGUGGGGCUGCUGCUGGACGAGUGGGACUCCUCAGAUGAGGAGUUGAGCUGCUGUGUGGGUGGAGGGGACACUCUCUG
Messenger RNA from Alosa alosa (allis shad), 2551 nucleotides. It is a transcript of the gene zbbx, whose product is annotated as zinc finger, B-box domain containing. The record is from RefSeq and is a predicted model, not a curated record. Gene Ontology annotation, molecular function: zinc ion binding. The transcript is spliced from 15 exons. Bases 346 to 2520 code for a protein of 724 amino acids. NCBI's taxonomy places the organism in Eukaryota, Metazoa, Chordata, Actinopteri, Clupeiformes, Clupeidae. Gene Ontology annotation, biological process: cilium movement. Gene Ontology annotation, cellular component: motile cilium.